Paramecium octaurelia is the source of this 1761-nucleotide messenger RNA. Lineage: Eukaryota; Ciliophora; Oligohymenophorea; Peniculida; Parameciidae. The record is from the annotation of a GenBank genome assembly.
AUGAAAAAGUCUGUAAUUUAGGAUCAAAAGGUGGAUGACAAUCAAUAGAGAAAGAAAAAUGAAGAGAACUUGAAGAUUCCUCUCAAUUUGUACCGUUCUUAUACAAGAAUAACAUAGUAAUCCCUUUUAGAGGAGAUCGCUCCAAUGAUGUCUCAGAUUGAAUUUCUAAAAAAAAAUUGCCCUGAGGGAACUAAAAUAGAAGAAUUUACAGCUCAAGCUUGCUCAUAUUUCAAAUACGAAUAAUUUAGUAGAGGAUAAAUAGUUUUUAAUUAUGGAGAAUAUGGGGACAAAGUUUAUUUGAUAUUAUUUGGAGAAGUUGGAGUCUUUGUUUCUAAGUCUUAAGAAGAAAUUGCUAAUGAUAGAGAGGUUAUUGAAAUGUUUAAAAGUAACUUGAACCCAUUUGAGGAAGAAGUGUUAGAUUAUGAAACUGUAUUUAAAAAGAAAAAAAGGGCUUAAGAUCUCUAAAUGGAAUUACUUCUAGCUUCAUAAAAGAACCCUUUUGAAAUCAAUAACAUGUAUUUCAAAGAGGGAAUAUGCCUUUAUAAAAAAGUCUUUUAAUUUUACUCAGGUUAAGCCUUUGGUGAUAUGGCUUUAUCUUCUGACAAACCGCGUACUGCCAGCAUUUUGGUUUUAUCAGACGAACUUCAUGUUUUAACCAUGAAUAGACAAGAUUUUAAAAGCGUUGGAGAAAGAUCUAUUAAAGAAAAGAAUCAAACCUUUGAGUACUUUUUAAGUAUUUUUGUGGGUGUCAGUAAAUUUAUUGUUACCAAGUUUAUUUAAUAUUUUUAAAAAAUUGAAUUUGCCCCAUAAACUAUUUUAUGGAAAGAAGGAGAUGAACCUAAAUUCUUUUUACUAAUUGUUAGGGGAAGAGUCGAAAUUUAUAGAUCUUAUGAUGAAGAUGCUUUGCAUGGCAAGCAUAAAGAACCAUCUAUUUUCUAAUCAAAAAUAAAACCAAAAAAGAAAGUAACUCUCUCACAGCUUUCCGAUAACUCUUUUGUUGGAGAAGCAGAGCUUAUAGACAACAAUCCAGUCAGACUCUAUUCAUGUAUGACCUCCGAUAACACUCUCGCUUAUUAUAUGGAAAGUGAAGCUUUUAAUAUUGUCAGGAAAAACCAUCCUGACUUUCUUAAAAUUUUGAAAGAGAAAUCCUUUGUUAUCAGGUCCUACUUGCAAAGAAGAGAGAAGUAUCUAUUUGAAAAUAUUUAAAAACAAGACAAGGCAAUGGAAAAAUUACAAUAUCCUGAUUCUACCAAUACUGAAAGAGUCACAGUUGAUGAAUUGUAUAGAGACACUAGUAAAUUAAACUAAAAGAUUUUGAGAUCUCAAUAAAAAAGUAUGUUUACUACUACUGAUAUUGUUAAUUCUAAUAAUUUAAUUAGUAAGAAAAUUACUCCUUAAUCUGAAAAUAUGUUUAUCUUUCAUAAAAAAUAAAUUGAAUUAUUGAAAUAAAAGAAAUAGUCCUAAGUUAAAAGUAACAGUGUCAUUCCGCCUAUAAAUUUAUAGAAAUCCAUCUCCCAAAACAAUUUUGCACUUGAAUGUUAAGUCUUAAAAUCUUAUAGAAAAAUGAGAUUUUAGUAGUUUUAAGCCAAUAGAGAAGUCUGUCUAAAAAUUAAAUCUUAAAUUGGAUCAUUAAUCACUACUCAAUUAAGAUCCUCAUCGCAUGACUCAUCUUGUCCUUUGGCAACUAAUGAAUUUGGAAAAAGAAUAAAAACUCUUCAAGAAUUUUAUUAUGCCAAAACCUUUAUUACAACAAAUAGAUGA